CUUUGAUGCACCUCGCGAUAAGGAUAAGUGAAUGGAGAUGUUGUUGCUGCCUGCAGUCAAACUACACGUGAGAUAACACAGCGCCACCGUCGGCAAAUUUAUGUUUAAACUGAUAAUUCGUAAUCAUCUCGUCUGAACCAAAAAUAACCCUUUUUUCUAAAAUAUAGAAACUGAAAUGAGUAUAUUUUUACUUGAGAAAAUAGAAUAUAUACAAGAAAAGCACCUUAAUAAUGACAGACUCAAAGAACAGACAGACAGAAAAUUUCAGUCUGGACGCUGACAAACGUUUCCGGUUUGAUUAUCUGUGAAAUGUUCUUCCCUAAAGCUUGUGGUUGAAUUCAAAAGAGAUGCUAGCAUAUAUCGCUGGUAUGUAAUGUAAACUUACUCAUUUUACGAUGAAACUCUUGUGGGUAGUUCAUAUCGUGGAAGUAUGUCGGAAUUUGGUUUCAAAAGCGGUGGCAACAUCAAAAGAUGUAUGGUUAUAGAAAACUCAAAAAUGAAGAAAAGUGGCAAAGUUCAUGUUGACGAAAGUGAACCAUCAGGAGACGAUGAAUUGACCUUCGAACACAGAAAUGUUUUCAUUAAGAAAUCAAAGUGGGUUACAGAGGACUAUGACGUCACGGAUCUACUGCUGGGCAGGGGAAAAUUCGGAGAGGUUAAGAAAUGUAAAGAGAAGAAAACUGGGAGAUUCUUAGCAGCGAAGUUCAUCGCAGUAAAUGGUCUACAGGAAAGAGAUGACGUCAUAAACGAAGUUGACAUCAUGAAAACUCUCCAGCAUCCUCGUCUGUUGCAACUGUAUGACGCCUUCGAGAAAAAGGACACAUUUUGUAUUGUAACAGAAUUAAUUUCGGGCGGAGAACUCUUUGAGCGGGUAAUUAAUGACGACUUUAUCUUAACGGAGAAGGCCUGCAUUAUGUUUGUGCGACAGAUUUGUGAAGGCAUUGCUUUUAUGCAUUGCAGAGAAGUUCUGCAUUUAGAUUUGAAGCCUGAAAAUAUUUUAUGCCUUACACGUGAAGGUAAUAUCAUAAAAAUCAUCGAUUUUGGACUGGCACGAAAAUAUGAUCCUUCCGGUGAUCUCCGAAUUCUGUUUGGAACGCCCGAGUUCAUGGCACCAGAGGUGGUGAACUUUGACCCUGCAUCUCCGGCAACAGAUAUGUGGAGUAUAGGUGUUAUAUGUUAUGUUCUGUUGUCUGGAUUAUCCCCCUUUGUCGGUGAUAAUGAAGCAGAAACUCUUGUGAAUGUGACUUCGGCGAAAUGGGAUUUUAGUGCUGAAGAAUUCGAAAGUAUUUCAAAAGAUGCCAAAGAUUUUAUAUCAAGAUUAUUGGUGAAAGAUCCAAGGAAACGAAUGACCGCGCGAGAGUGUUUGGAUCAUAUCUGGCUACGGCGCUCGCAGAAAAGAGAAGCACGGCUACCGGAGCGAUCGCUUUCCAAGAAAAGAUUGAAGAAAUUUGUCUUCAGGCGAAAGUGGCAGAAAGCCGUCAAUGCCAUGCUAGCUUUGAAAAGGAUGGGGGUCAACUUGACGUAGUACUGCAUAAUGUUUGCAAAAGGUACAAGUUCAACAACAUGUUUUUCUAUUGAUGACUUUUGGAAUCGCAAAAGCGUUAUGACCAAGUUUGGAAUAGAGCCACACAAUGUUUAUGUAUAUACUGAAACAAAGAUAUGAUUACUUAUUUCAGUGUGCUAUAAUGCAUUCCUACACUUACGAUUCCAAAUCAUGGUUGUAUCUAUUGUGUGGUCUAGAAACGUUAAACAUGUACACACGGUGGAUCUCAUCUUAGUACUCGAGAACCUUUCAUUUAUAGCUAAUGAGUAAUUAUGAGGACAAAUGACGCUUUGGUCAGAUAAUCAUGUUCAAUAACAACGUUGCCUAUCUUGUCCUAAUGGAAUGUUUUUGAAAUAGGCUGAAGAAAAUGUCCUUGAUGAAACACUCCAGACGACGGUUCAAUACUUUCUCUUUAGCCACGGUGAAAUUAGUUUUACAUUUGCUGAACAAACGUCAAAGAAUUUCUACAGGUUUGGUUAUCUGUCUAAAACGGACCUAUACCGCUGGCAUUUCCCUCAGUAAACCUCAAGAAAUUCUAGUGAUAAUUCAAAUUGGAACCACGCACAGUUUGUCAACUUUGAUGUAUGUAUUUGAGGGUCAUUGGCUUGUGCACAAUAAGGUAGAGGACCUUUCUGGGAAAGAAAAAUGAUGACCCCUUUCUUGUAUACAUGAACAUGUAUUUGUAUUCGGUAAGACGCUAUUGAAAAAAAAAAUCUCUAAUCACAUAAGACAUUUGUCCUGAAUUUAUGUUGAGAGUUGCCAAAGAGUAACAUAUGAUGGUAAAUGUUUGGCCACAAUUUUUGCAAAUUGUUGCAAAAUUGUUUAUUGUUUUUUCCCCAUACUUGAUGAAUAGAUGCAUACAUGUGUAUGUAGAGUAUUAUAACAUGUGCAUGGACACUACAUUUAAGUAAGAAUUUACAUAACUACAUGUACGUAUGCUUACAGAAGGAUGUGUGCUGAUAUUCAUAUUUCCCUAGUAAACAACGUUAAAAUGGCUGAUGGCCAACCUUACAACAAAUGUAAGACGUUGUAAAUAUAUUUUUUUGUUUUUGUUUUUUAGCAUAUCAUCUUAGAUACAACAAGGAUUUUAAAUUAUAUUUUAGUAGGAAUAUUUAUUUUGAAUAAAAUAAAAUAAAAGGUAUAUGUGCAUAUAGUUCUAUGUUUCAUGAUGCCGUCAGUUAACAUAGAUAUCAAAGUCCACUUAUCCAAACAGAGAUAGUCUUCUCAUUAGGUACUAUACUACUGAAACACACAGAUAUACCUGUAUGGGACUAUAUCAAAUUGUAUUUGCAGUAAAAAUAAAAUAUUAAAAGUC
Messenger RNA from Ostrea edulis (European flat oyster), 2858 nucleotides. Its product is annotated as myosin light chain kinase, smooth muscle-like. The record is from RefSeq and is a predicted model, not a curated record. The coding region runs from base 431 to 1525 and encodes 364 amino acids. Gene Ontology annotation, molecular function: ATP binding; protein serine/threonine kinase activity. Gene Ontology annotation, biological process: positive regulation of apoptotic process; intracellular signal transduction; protein phosphorylation. The transcript is spliced from 11 exons. Gene Ontology annotation, cellular component: nucleus. NCBI's taxonomy places the organism in Eukaryota, Metazoa, Mollusca, Bivalvia, Ostreida, Ostreidae.